UGUUUGACGCGGUGACAUUCGUAAUAUUGUUGUUUACCAUACAUAUUUCUUUUGAUAAAUAAUUAUGGUGUGUCUAACCCUGGUGAAUGUGCCUUGAAGGAGAUGAAUACUUAGCAGGUUUACUGCCAAAGCUUCCCAAGAAAUGGGGUAUUGGGGAAUCAGGCAUGUUCAAGCAUUUUUUUUAUUCACUUCUUUUGUGUUGGCCUUCGCGAUGAGAAUAAACAUGAGUAUGGCUAUAGUUGCAAUGACGGCUGAGAGGACAUUUGCUUGGAGCAUGCAAACUCAAAGCGUGAUACUUUCAUCUUUCCUGUGGGGAUACGUUGUGCUCCAAAUCCCUAGCGGUCUGAUGACCGCCAAAUAUGGAGGGAAAAUUCUCUUGAUAAUGUGCAAUUCUGUCAAUGCUAUAGUGUCGCUCUUAAUACCUUAUAUAUCAUACAAGACAGGUUGGAAAGGACUUUGCUUUUGUCGCGUCUUGCAAGGUCUUUCUCAAGGCAGUAUAUAUCCAGCAUCUCAUUAUCUUGUUACUAAAUGGAUCCCCAUUGAGGAAAAGGGGCGAUGCGUAUCCAUUAUUUAUGGAGGGGCCUUCCUUGGGAUGGGCUUGCAGCUAUUGGUUUCUGGUUUUAUAAUUCAUAUAUGGGAAUGGCCAGCAAUCUUCUAUUCCAAUGGUAUAUUGGGCAUUAUUUGGUGUCUUUCUUAUAUGUAUUUUGGAUCUGAUAGUCCACAGAAGUCCAAAAUGAUUAGUCCGGAAGAGAGGCUGUUAAUACAAACUUCAUUGGGACUAGUCGGUCCACAAAAGGUUUUGAAAACCCCGUGGAAGGCGAUAUUCACUAGUGUGCCAUUUUAUGCCCUACUCUUGACGCACUGUUUCCAUAACUGGGGCUUUUGGACACUAGUAACAGAACUACCUUCGUAUAUGGGCCAAGCACUCAAUGUUCAUAUAAAAAAGAAUGGUGUGGUAUCAUCUAUCCCCUACUUUACAACAUACGCUUUAAGCUUUGUAUUUGGCUUUGCGACGGAUUAUGCUCUUAAAAACAAGUUGUGUAGCACCGGGACUUGCAGAAAAGUGUGCAAUUCUAUUGGUGAGUUAGGCCCAGCCAUAAUGCUAAUAGCUCUUUGUCAAGUACCAAAAGGUCAGGUGACUGCGUGCAUAGUUCUGCUUGUGCUCGUGGUCGGACUCAAUGCGGGAUAUAUGACGGGAUUUAAUAUUACGCACAUCGAUAUGGCUCCGAACUUUGCGGGCCCUCUCAUGGGGAUGACCGGCUGCAUCGCCAACUUUGUGGGAAUCAUGGCGCUCCUAGUAGCCGGAGCUAUAAUCGAGGAUGAGAAAGAUCCUGAGCAGUGGCGCAUAGUAUUUUACCUGUCUUCAGCUAUAUACAUUGCCGCGAGUUUGGUGUUCAUCUUCUUUGCUAGCAACGAAAAGCAGGCCUGGAACGAUCCGCCUCAAGAAGGUUCAGGAAAAUGAUUAUAGGUUGUAUGUUAGUAAUUACCUUGGUAAGUGUUAUUUCACAAGAGUUGAGUGAAACAAAAUAGUGGGCCGAUAGCCUCGUCAUAUUCAUUAUAACAAGCUAGGGGUCAUGUUAGACGACAGACUAUGGAUCUGCAAUCGCAGGGAAAGCAAGUUAUCGUUGCGAUACCAUCGCGUCUCGUCCAUCUUAGUUGUUCAAGUGUCCACCGGCGCUCGUCUAUAAGAAAUUGUUCGCUUAAAUCUGCGGAAAAAAUAUUAUAAUUAUGUAUUGUUUUUGUAAGUAUCAAGGCAAUAAACGUUUUGUAUCACAGAUUC
Messenger RNA from Helicoverpa armigera (cotton bollworm), 1780 nucleotides. Its product is annotated as putative inorganic phosphate cotransporter. Gene Ontology annotation, biological process: transmembrane transport; monoatomic anion transport. Gene Ontology annotation, molecular function: transmembrane transporter activity. The transcript is spliced from 10 exons. The coding region runs from base 143 to 1462 and encodes 439 amino acids. Gene Ontology annotation, cellular component: membrane. The record is from RefSeq and is a predicted model, not a curated record. NCBI's taxonomy places the organism in Eukaryota, Metazoa, Arthropoda, Insecta, Lepidoptera, Noctuidae.